Astrephomene gubernaculifera is the source of this 3826-nucleotide messenger RNA. NCBI's taxonomy places the organism in Eukaryota, Viridiplantae, Chlorophyta, Chlorophyceae, Chlamydomonadales, Astrephomenaceae. The record is from the annotation of a GenBank genome assembly.
UAGACCUUGUGGAUGUGCGAUACAUGAAAAAACCUAGCCGCAUAUGUAGAUGCUAGGUGAUCAAGUGGAAGACUCAAUGACUGGAUAAUCCAGGGGUUGGUUUAGUGCCUGCAUCGCUGGGCUGUGCUAAAUUCAAUUACCAGACUAUGACCGUCUUGUCAUUUGCCUAGCAGCCUACAUGACUUGGCUGCAAGAGGAGAAAACGAUGCACCUGCAAGCUGCAGAGCUGCUGCUAAAGCAGUUCCUGAAGGCCGGAGAUGAGAUAAUCUCAAAAACUUCACCCCAGGAUAGCUUCGUUACCCUGGUCUCUGACUCGCGGUUCGGGCGAGCGCUUGCCAGCUUGCGGUUGCUUGUACGGCACCACCUGCCGCUGCUUGUACGGCAGCUGGAGGCAUGGCGCAAGUCCAGCCAUGCAGCGCUGGCGCGGAUGCCGGAGCGGACGGAGCGGGAGCGCAUGGUUGUGUUUAGCAAGCGGGCUGCCAUGGAGGUGGUUUACUUUGAGGCGGCGCUGCAGCUGCUGGAUGAGUACAGCGACGACUUCCUGAAGAGCCCCGAGUUCGUGUCGUACUAUGACGGCCUGCAGCAGACCGCUGUGAGCCUGCUGCUGAUCAGCGACGAGCAGUUCCCGCCCGAGCUGGCCUCGCUGUACCGGCUGGUGGUGGGGGUGGUGGCGCGGGUGCUGGGGGCGGUCAGCCGCAAGAUAUCGCUCAGCCACGUCGUGGAGCCCUUCCUAAAGGCCCUGGCGGAGCGGAUUAACCCGCGGAAGGAUCCCUCGGGCGGUAAACCCAACUAUGAUGCUCUCAGGGCGCAGAUUGUGCGUCUGGCCAACGGCAUGCGCCACGUGGUGCUCAGCUUCGACAGCGAGGAGGCGGUGCGGGAGGCGGUGGACUUCCUGCGCAGGGCGCACCCGCUGGCGCACACGGCACCUGUCAAGAAGAGCCAGAUCCACCACGCCCUAGCCGACAUGCUGACCAACAUCCUGCUGCCGCUGGUGCGCUCAGACGCGCCGCAGCGGGCCGCAGCCAGCCUGGGUCCCGCGGCGCUGGAGCAGUGGUACGGCAUCGUGCUGUCCACCCGCAACGACAUCACGUCAUGGAUGAACAAGCACCAGAAGCAUGUCAAUGACGGCUACCCGCUGGCCACCACCCUCAUCUGCCUGGCUAGCGACCGGGACUACUCGGCGCACAUCGACCUCACCGCGGACUUCCUGCACAAGGGGCUCAAGGUGAAGGAGAACCGCUGCGUGUGCGUGCGGUGCCUGGUGGUGCUCGCCUGCUCCUACCUGGUGCGCUACGGCGCGCACAUCAUCAAGCACGAGCUGCACAAGUGGUUGGACCGGGUGCUCAAGCCGGUGACGGCGCUGGCCAAGAAGGGCGGGCUCACCAUUGCGGAGCAGCUGGACGUGAUCGCGCCCAUUGCUGAGCUGUCCCCCGAGUUCGCGGUGCAGUACCUGGUGCUGGAGCUGCUGACGUCGGACACACCGGACUGCCUGCAGGCGGGGCUGCGGGCGCUGCAGGCUCUGAUCCUGACAGCUCCGGCCGUGGCGGCUUCAGCGGCAGCAGCCGGCAUCCCCGUGGGGUCGCCCGGACCGCCGCAGCACCACCACCAACGCAGCUCUUCUGGAGUUCCCGGCAUGGGCCAGGGUGCGGCGGGCAGCGGCGGCUUCCCGGGCACCCCGUACGGCAGUGGUGGGGGUGCGGGCGGCGCGGGCGUGCCCUCCAGCGCCAGCUACUCGGGACUGCAGGCGCUCCUCCGCCGCACGCAGACCGCCUCCCUAGGCGGGGUGCUGUACGGCGGCGGCAGCAGCGCUCUGGUGGGCGCCACGUCAGCAGGCGGCGCCUCCGCCUCCACCUCGGCCACCUCCGCAGCUGCCACUGCCGCCGCCUUUGCCGCUGUGACGGACCUCCUGCGGCGGGGACUGCACCCGCUGGAGGUGCUGGGGGUGGCGAACCUGCUUCCCAGGAUCAGUGCGGCGCUGUCCAAGCUGCUCGCCUCCUGGCACCCGCUGUACGGCUGCGCGCUCAUGUACGGACCCGUGGAUCCGAACUGGAAGGAGAAGGCGCCAGGCAUGUCGCUGCUGCUGACGCUGGUACGACUGCUGCCGUACCUCAAGCCGGAGACUUGGUCGGGGGUGCGACCGCUGGACCUGCUACCCAGCUACACGUGUCACGUGGAGGGCGCCAUGCGGUCGGUCGCGGUGGAGGCGCUGCAGGCCAUCAUGCGCGGCAGCCCCCACCUGCGCAACCAGCUGCUGUGCGCCUUUGCGGGCUUCACGGCGGGGCUGCCGGACGAGGCGGUGCAGGCUCAGCGCGAGUCCCAGGUGCUGUGGCGCACCCUGAUGGAGCUCUGGGGCGCAAUGCUGGCGGAGCGGGCAGCGGGGGACGCGCUGGAACUGACCCACGGGUCAGUCGAGGCGCUCUCGCUAGACGUACAUCGGCUGGAGGGCUAUGCGCUGGUGUGCCUGACCAGCCAUGACGACAGCGUGCGGCGGGAGGCGCUGCAGGCCCUUGCCCUCAUCCGCUCCCUCCACCGCGCCGUCCUCUCCUCGGAGCCCUACGACCCGCCCCCCUCCCCCAUGAGCCGCAACCCCGCCUCGGCAGCAGCCGCAGCGGGCACCCCCGCUCCCGGGGGGGUGUCCCGCCACCCCAGCAACGGCGGGCUGCCCCUGGCCGGAGGCGGCGGAGGCGCGACGCCUGGGCCUGCGGGACGUGGCAGCCACCACGCGCCCAGUGCCAGUCGGGAGAGCCUGGAUCUGGCUGGGGCGGCGGUGGUGGAGGGGUCGGCGGGGGGGCCGAGGUCUAGCGCCGCGCAUGGCCUGUCCGACUCCGUGGACCCCGACCUGACCUACGUUGCGGACCUGGUUGAGGAGGCGGGGCCGGCCAUGCUGCGCGCCACCUACUGGGACUUCUCGGACGUGUCCGACCUAUGGCGGCAGUACCGACCCGUGCCGGCGGAGGUGGCGUUCGAGGACGUGCUGGCUGCCCCCGCCCGCGCCGGCGACGACGUAUCCCGCGUGCGUCUGGCCCGCUCCCUGCUUGAGCUGCUGGCGCUGGCGGUGCGGCUGUGCCCGCUGUCUGCGGGAGUGGCGGGGUGCGAGCUGAUGGCGAGGCUGGCGCGCAUGCUGGGGCGCAACCCGGAUGGGCGGCUGGUGGUGCUGUCGGAGUACAUGGACACCCCCAAGCGCGACGCCUGGCGCAACUGCAGUGCGGCGGUGUGUGCGGUGCCGGGGGGGCUGCGGGACAAGCUGCUGGAGAGGCUGGGCCGCCGCUCCCUGCCCGUCAGCUCCCGCGACCUCAUCCGGGUGCACCUGGCGCUGCUCACAUCGCCGGCAGCCUCGCAGUCGGGGGCGCCGCCAACCAUACAGCUAUGCAGUGUGCUGUCUCUGGGCCACCUCUCCCCCGACCUGUACGGCGCCCUGCUGGAGGAGCUGCAGCCCUACCUGGAGGAGUUCAUGGGCAGCCGGGGGGUGGGCGGCGGCAGCAGCAGCAGCUCCAAGAGCAAGAGCAAGGGGCGGGACGAGAUGCGGCGCAGCAUAUCACAUGUGUUCAGGAUCCUGGCCGAGCGGGUGCCCCCCGAGGUGCUGGCCUCCAACCCGCAGCUGCGCUCCCGCCUGAUGGAGUUCAUUCGCGACACCUUCGCAUUCCUGCGACCCAACCACCUCAGCUCGGAUGCGUUCUGGGACGCGGUGCAGGUGGCCUACUGCCUCACCAGUGUGGUCCGCAGCUGCGCAGUGCCCCUCCGACCCCUGCUCUCACAGCCCCUGGGCGGCGGGGCAGUGGCGGCAGCAGGCGGGCAGCAGCUGGGGCGUGACUCGCAGGGCAGGGGG